AUGGCAGCACCACUACUUCGUAGAGGAGCUGCUUCAGCUUCGGGGUCUCUUCGAAGCAUGAUUGCUCGAACCGCAUCUAACUCGAACAGAGCAUCCUUAAGGCAACUUUCGACUUUGCUCAAAAGAACGCCCCAGCCAGCCUCCCAGCUUUACCUUGCUUCUGUCCAAGUCUCAAGGAAUCACUUUGCAAGCGGCCCUCGAAGCUUCAGCUCGACAAGCUGCACACAAGCGGAAGGAUCCGGCCGCACAACCGUCAAAGAUCCCGAACCGCAAACCGGCCUGUACUACCAUCCCACCCAGAUCAGUAUCGCUCGCGAACCCAACAAGCCAGCGGAAACCAUCGAAGGAUGGGCAAUCUCCUUCCUCCCUGAUCCCUCCUCCUCAGAAGAUGCCACCAUCGCCUACGUCCUGCCCACCAACACUUCUUCCUCACAGGAUUCUGAACCAGCGGACUUCGUCCGUGCCAACCCAGACAGAAUACGCAUCAACCCUGCCGGAUGGAAAAUCAUGCACGACGUACUGAAGAACGAAGUGGUGCCUAAUGACGAUCUUUUGAAGUUCGAAGCAUCUACAAGGGAGAGUGGGUGGGCGCAUCUGACCGAUCUCAGACACCCUCUGAUGCCAGGCAGGAUUGCAACACCGGAAAACAUCAUCGCUUCGGUAGCAUUUACGGAGGGACAGCUGAAUGUGAAGAGCUAUGAGGAAAACAAGUCAUACAGGCUGGUGACUGGGUAUGAAGGGCCGAUUCAGAUGGCAGAUAACUGGAUUGAGAAGUUGAGGAAACGAUUCGAGUCGCUUUGA
This is a messenger RNA of Ustilago hordei, 801 nucleotides long. RefSeq lists its product as uncharacterized. Bases 1 to 801 code for a protein of 266 amino acids. The record is from RefSeq and is a predicted model, not a curated record. The transcript has a single exon. Lineage: Eukaryota; Fungi; Basidiomycota; Ustilaginomycetes; Ustilaginales; Ustilaginaceae.